Lodderomyces pseudojiufengensis is the source of this 1479-nucleotide messenger RNA. RefSeq names its product Fum12p (gene FUM12). Gene Ontology annotation, cellular component: tricarboxylic acid cycle heteromeric enzyme complex; mitochondrion. Lineage: Eukaryota; Fungi; Ascomycota; Pichiomycetes; Serinales; Debaryomycetaceae. The record is from RefSeq and is a predicted model, not a curated record. The coding region runs from base 1 to 1479 and encodes 492 amino acids. The transcript has a single exon. Gene Ontology annotation, biological process: tricarboxylic acid cycle; malate metabolic process; fumarate metabolic process. Gene Ontology annotation, molecular function: fumarate hydratase activity.
AUGUUAAGAUCAAUCACCAAAAACUCAACCAGUUUGAAAUCAGCUUCACAAUUUAAAUAUUUCAGUACUUCUUCAAUUGCAUUAAAGGACACUAGAGUUGAAACCGAUGCCUUCGGUCCCAUUGAUGUCCCAAAUGAUAAGUAUUACGGAGCUCAAACGGCAAGAUCCAAACUGAAUUUCAAAAUUGGUGGUCCAGCAGCACGCAUGCCAACACCUGUUGUUAGAGCUUUUGGAAUUUUAAAAAAAUCAGCUGCUAUAGUUAAUGAAGAAUUAGGUCAAUUGGACCCAAAAUUGUCAAAGGCUAUUCAACAAGCAGCAACUGAAGUCUCUGAAGGUAAUUUGGACGAACAUUUUCCGUUAGUUGUUUUCCAAACUGGUUCUGGUACUCAAUCAAAUAUGAAUGCAAAUGAGGUUAUAUCAAAUAGAGCCAUUGAAAUCUUAGGUGGUGAAUUAGGUUCAAAAAAACCUGUCCAUCCAAAUGAUCAUUGUAACAUGUCACAAUCAUCCAAUGAUACCUUUCCAACUGUUAUGCAUAUAGCAGCCGUCACAGAAAUCAACAAUUCAUUGAUCCCUGAAUUAACUAAAUUACGUGAUUCAUUACAAGCCAAAGCUGAUGAAUUCAAAGAUAUUAUCAAAAUUGGAAGAACUCAUUUACAAGAUGCAACUCCAUUAACUUUAGGUCAAGAAUUCUCAGGAUAUGCGCAACAACUUACCAACGGUAUUGAGAGAGUUGAAAAGACUUUACCAAACUUAUUAUACUUAGCUCAAGGUGGUACUGCUGUUGGUACUGGACUCAACACUAAAAAAGGUUGGGAUGUUAAAGUUGCAGAAACCGUUUCAAAACUUACUGGAUUUCCAUUCAAAACCGCUCCCAAUAAAUUUGAAGCCUUAGCUGCACAUGACGCUAUUGUUGAAGCCUCAGGUGCUUUGAAUACCAUAGCAGCAUCAUUGUUCAAAAUAGCAAAUGACAUAAGAUACUUAGGCUCUGGUCCAAGAUGUGGUUAUGGAGAAUUGUCAUUACCCGAAAAUGAACCAGGUUCAUCAAUUAUGCCAGGUAAGGUGAAUCCAACACAAAAUGAGGCUUUGACCAUGGUAGCUUGUCAAGUUUUUGGUAACAAUGCUGCAAUUACAUUCGCUGGUGCAUCUGGUCAAUUUGAAUUAAAUGUUUUCAAACCUGUAAUGAUUGCUAAUUUGUUAUCAUCAAUUAGACUUAUUGCUGAUGGUGCUGCUUCAUUUAGAGAACAUUGUGUUGAUGGAAUUGUUGCUAACAAGGAUAAAAUUGACAAAUUAUUACAUGAAUCAUUAAUGUUGGUUACUGCAUUGAACCCAUACAUAGGAUAUGAUUCUGCUUCAAAAGUAGCAAAGAAUGCUCACAAAAAAGGAUUAACUUUAAAACAAUCAGCUUUAGAGCUCGGAGCUUUGAGUGAGGAAGAUUUUGAUAAAUACGUCGUACCAAGUGAUAUGAUUGGACCUAAGUAA